Messenger RNA from Cajanus cajan (pigeon pea), 4025 nucleotides. Its product is annotated as auxin response factor 6. The record is from RefSeq and is a predicted model, not a curated record. Gene Ontology annotation, molecular function: DNA binding. Gene Ontology annotation, biological process: response to hormone; regulation of DNA-templated transcription. NCBI's taxonomy places the organism in Eukaryota, Viridiplantae, Streptophyta, Magnoliopsida, Fabales, Fabaceae. Gene Ontology annotation, cellular component: nucleus.
GUAACAGUUUCUCAUUCUCUCUCUAAAAAAGAAAAAUAAUCUGACACAGAUACACGCGCUCUUCUCUUUCUCCUCCUUAAAAAACACCGAAAAACAAUGGCGGUUCUGUCUUCAUUCGCUCCAGCAUAGAAAGAGAAACAAAAAAUGGUAAAAGCAAUAGUAGUAGUAGCAUAGUGCCACGACCAAGUCGCCGCCGAAACUUUGAUGCCCAUUUUCCGUUCUUAGAAAAAGUGAACCCGACCCGUUUAUUUUUUUUUUUUUAAAAAUCUCUAAAGGAGGUGUGUAGCACACACUGUUUUCCUGUCCCCUCCGAGUAAAAGGAACAAGUACCUACGUUUGUAUGUAACCGUGGUCGUUUUCAGUUGUAACGUUUGCUGCUUCAGUUUUUUUUUUCUGGCUGUGGAGUGAGUGCUUGCGCUGAUUCCCGAGUCCAUUUUGCUCUUUUUUCCCGGCUUUGCUUGAGAUCCGUUACCCUUUGGGAUUCGUAGCUGCUCUGGCUGAGAUCUGUUUACUUUUGGAGUUUCUUCGCGUGUUUGGUUUCUGAGUCGUGCUUGGUUUUUCGCGUAGCUGCUGAUUUUAUUAGAGUGGGGUUAACUUGCUCUUGGUGCGUGGAGCGUUGAAUGAUGAGGUGUUGGGUUGAAGAUUGGAACUUGGGGUGGUGGGGGUUGGAAGCGAAUGAAGGGCAGGAGUGAAACAAUUGUGUUUUGUAGUGAGACUGGUGUUGGUUGAGGAGUGGAAAGGUGGGAAUUUUCUGAGCUUUAGAAUUGAUGGUUGAGGGAAUUCGGUGUCUGGGGUGUUUGAGUUUUGUUUAGAUUUCAAAUGGGUUUUACUUUUGGUUGGUGAAGGGGGGUGAAGGUGAAAGAAGAAUGGUAUUGUGGAGUAGGGAGGAAGAGAAGAAAGGGAUUGUUGUUUGGUUUGGGGUGAAGCUUGUGGGAAUUUUGUUGCUGCUAAAUUGGUCUACUUAAGAGUGUGCUUGAAUCAUUGAUUUUGGGGCUGGGUUCAAGGUUUGAAAUUGCUGAAGCUUUACUGAAAUGAAACUUUCUUCAGCUGGUUUUAGUCCUCCACCCCAGGAAGGAGAAAAGCGAGUUUUAGAUUCAGAACUUUGGCAUGCUUGUGCUGGUCCUCUUGUUUCUUUACCAGCUGUUGGAAGCCGCGUGGUCUACUUUCCACAAGGUCACAGUGAACAGGUUGCUGUGUCUACCAACAGGGAAGUGGAUGGCCAUAUACCCAACUAUCCAAGCUUACCGCCUCAGCUUAUUUGUCAACUUCAUAAUGUGACUAUGCAUGCAGAUACCGAGACUGAUGAAGUAUAUGCUCAGAUGACCUUGCAACCUCUGAGUCCUGAAGAGCAAAAGGAGGCAUACCUUCCAGCAGAUUUAGGCACUCCAAGUAAACAGCCAACGAACUACUUUUGCAAAAUCUUGACAGCCAGUGACACUAGCACUCAUGGGGGAUUCUCUGUUCCUCGCAGGGCAGCUGAAAAAGUUUUUCCUCCAUUGGACUUUUCACAACAGCCUCCUGCUCAAGAGUUAGUUGCAAGGGAUUUGCAUGGUAAUGAGUGGAAAUUCAGACAUAUCUUCCGUGGCCAGCCCAAAAGGCAUCUACUUACAACGGGAUGGAGUGUCUUUGUGAGUGCUAAAAGACUUGUUGCUGGGGAUUCAGUGCUGUUUAUCUGGAAUGAUAAGAAUCAAUUGCUUCUUGGCAUUCGGCGUGCUAAUCGACCUCAACCUGUGAUGCCUUCAUCAGUUUUGUCAAGUGAUAGCAUGCAUUUGGGGCUUCUUGCCGCUGCAGCUCAUGCCGCUGCAACUAAUAGUCGUUUCACCAUCUUUUAUAACCCACGUGCUAGCCCAUCGGAAUUUGUCAUACCUUUAGCGAAGUAUGUUAAGGCCGUGUAUCAUACUCGAGUUUCAGUCGGUAUGCGCUUCAGAAUGCUGUUUGAAACAGAGGAAUCUAGUGUGCGUCGAUACAUGGGCACCAUAACUGGCAUUAGUGACUUGGAUUCUGUCCGGUGGCCAAAUUCACAUUGGCGCUCAGUCAAGGUUGGCUGGGAUGAAUCCACGGCAGGAGAGAGGCAACCUCGAGUGUCUUUAUGGGAAAUUGAGCCAUUGACAACAUUUCCAAUGUAUCCAUCUCCAUUCCCCCUUAGGCUUAAGAGACCAUGGCCUCCAGGAUUGCCUUCAUUCCAUGCAGGUUUGAAGGAUGAUGAUUUCGGUAUGAAUUCUUCACUAAUGUGGCUUCGAGACGCAGAUAGAGGGCUUCAGUCUCUUAACUUUCAGGGAAUUGGUGUUAAUCCUUGGAUGCAGCCAAGGCUUGACCCUUCGAUGGUUAAUUAUCAAACAGAUAUGUACCAAGCUAUGGCUGCCGCUGCACUUCAGGAUAUGUGGACAUCAGAUCCUUCCAAACAGCAUCCUCCAUCCUUGAUUCAAUUUCAGCAACCGCAGAACUUCCCCAACAGGACUUCUCCCUUAAUUCAGACUCAAAUGUUGCAGCAGUCUCAACCUCAGCAGGCUUUUCCAAAUAGUCAAGAAAAUCCCCAUCCAUCUCAAUCACCUGCUCAAACUCAAACGCAUUUUCAGCAGCAUCUACAGCAACAACACUCGUUCAAUAAUCAGAAUCAGCAUCAUCUUCUGCAGCAGCAACAGCCGCAAGUGCAACAGCAACAGCAACAAGUGAUGGAUCAUCAGCAGAUUUCAAGCGCUGUCUCUACAAUAGCUCAGUUCAUUUCAGCGCCUCAAUCUCAAUCACCACCCAUGCAAGCUAUCUCUUCACUGGGUCAUCAGCAAAACUUUUCUGAUUCAAAUGGGAACCCUGUGACAACAGCUAUUGUUUCUCCCCUGCAUAGUAUAUUGGGUUCAUUUCCCCAGGAUGAAACAUCUCACCUUCUCAACCUUCCUAGAACUACGUCUUGGGUUCCUGUUCAACCUUCAACUGCGUGGCCUCCCGCCAAGCGUGUUGCAGUGGAUCCUCUCCUUUCUUCAGGAGCAUCUCAAUGUGUUAUGCCUCAAGUGGAGCAGUUAGGGCAGCCACAGAGUACCUUGUCACAAAAUGCCAUUAGUUUGCCACCCUUUCCUGGUAGGGAGUGUGCAAUAGAAGGAAGCACUGAUCCUCAAAAUCAUCUUUUGUUUGGUGUCAAUAUAGAGCCCUCGUCACUUCUACUGCAUAAUGGGAUGUCAAGUCUUAAGGGGGUCAGCAGCAACAGUGACUCACCAACUAUACCUUUUCAAUCAACUAACUACCUCAACACCACAGGCACUGAUUCUUCAUUGAAUCCUGGAAUGACACAAAAUAUCGGUGAAUCGGGCUUCCUGCAAACUCCAGAAAAUGGGGGGCAAGGAAACCCACCGAACAAAACCUUUGUGAAGGUUUAUAAGUCAGGGUCCUUCGGAAGAUCAUUGGACAUCACAAAAUUCACCAACUACCACGAGCUACGCGGUGAGCUUGCUCGUAUGUUUGGCCUUGAAGGUGAGUUGGAGGACCCUGUGAGAUCAGGCUGGCAGCUUGUAUUCGUUGACCAAGAGAAUGACGUUCUUCUCCUCGGUGAUGGCCCCUGGCCGGAAUUUGUAAAUAGUGUAUGGUGCAUCAAGAUACUUUCCCCUCAGGAAGUGCAGCAAAUGGGCAACAAUGGCCUUGAGCUUCUGAACUCAGUUCCUAUCCAGAGGCUCUCUAACGGCGUCUGCGAUGACUAUGCAGGCCGUGACGACCCAAGAAAUUUAAGCACUGGGAUAACAGCUGUGGGGUCUUUAAACUACUGAAUGAUAUGACAAUCAAUACUAUGAAUUUCUUCUCUCUCCUGUAUUAUUACUCCUACUUCUCCAACCUUUGUCAAUCGUGGGAAGUACUGCCUAGUUGUAGUUUAUAGCUUUACUUAUAAGCCUUUUGUUUUUGUUUUCCUGUUUUUGCUGCUUAGGACCAUUCAUAAGCUAAACAAUGUACCUAUAUGGCAUCUUGUCAAUUUGCUGCAAGUAUAUUGAUUACUUAAUCUGUUAGGAAAACUCUCUCCAUAUCUAUUUAUAUAAUUUAUAUUA